AUAACAAAAGCUUGCUAAUUUAGUACUUCUUAAACCGUAGAGCAGUGAGACACGCUAAGCAAUUGUACGAAAUGCGUAUUGCAGUUAUUGGUGGCGGCGUAAACGGCAUCUCCUCGGCCGUGCAGAUCUUGGAGUAUUUGAAAUCAACUGGUUCACCAGCGGAUGUAACUGUGCUCUCCGAAGCUUUCUCACCGAAUACCACCGGCGAUGGCUCAGCUGGCCUCUGGGGUCCUUUUUUGUUGAGCGGCACACCCACAGCGCGAGUACAUCGCUGGUCAAAACACAUGCACGACUUUCUCGCCCAAAUCUGGUUGUCUGAGGACGCUGGUGAGGCAGGUGUCUGCCUUUUACCCUGCCUAGGUUUGACAACAACGAACAUGGAUACUGAUGUUUUCUGGAAGGAUAUAGUUUACGGUUGUCGCCGACUGACACAAAAGCAAUUGGACCAGCUGAAUGUAGGAAGAGCAAAGAAAUAUACUGAAGGCAUACACUACAUUACCUACACCUCUGAGCCGGCCAAGCUGUUACCUUACUUGAUGAAGCGUUUCCAAGCGAAUGGCGGCAAAAUAGUUCAACAAAAAAUCACCAAUUUGGAGGAGUUCAUAACGAAUUCCGAAUACGAGGUCAUUAUUAACUGCACUGGGCUGGGUUCACGUGAAUGUGUUAAAGAUAACGGCAUGUUUCCGAUCCGUGGACAAGUUUCACGCGUUAAGGCGAAUUGGCUGUACUAUGCGUUUAUGGAUGAGAGCGAUGAUGGCAAUUAUAUUAUACCAAAUUACGAAUCGGUCGUUCUGGGAGGCACUCAUCAGAAAAACGACUACAACACAAAAGUAUGUCCGAAUGACAAGGCAUUUAUUGUAAAUGGCUGUCGAGAUAUGUUGCCUAGUCUGGAGAAUGCGCAACAUCUAUCCGAUUGGGUGGGACUACGACCAGGACGUGACGCGCUGCGUUUGGAGGCGGAGAAAGGAGGCAAAAAAAUCAUUAUACACAACUACGGACACGGCGGCGCCGGUGUUACCUUGGCUUGGGGUUGUGCCAAAGAAGUGCUGGAACUGCUGAAACAUGAAUUGGAAGCGCGUAAUUUUGUAAAAUCGAAAUUAUAAAAUAUUUUUGUUGAAAGUAAUUUGAAAUAUGUGUGUAAAUAUCGACAUUUAUAGCCUUUUUAUUGUUUAAUUAAUUUUCAAGUUAUUCAAUAUUAAUAUAAAGUAAUUGCUUGUGUGGCAACAUAAA
This is a messenger RNA of Zeugodacus cucurbitae (melon fly), 1230 nucleotides long. RefSeq names its product D-aspartate oxidase-like. The record is from RefSeq and is a predicted model, not a curated record. NCBI's taxonomy places the organism in Eukaryota, Metazoa, Arthropoda, Insecta, Diptera, Tephritidae. Gene Ontology annotation, molecular function: D-amino-acid oxidase activity; FAD binding. Bases 72 to 1103 code for a protein of 343 amino acids. The transcript has 5 exons.